UUAUCUAGGUCUCCUAGCCUUUGGAUCUCUCCUUUUCUGUCCCUUCCUUUGCUCGGCGUCGAUACCUUACCCCCUCACCUCCCUCUGUACUUUGGUACGAGCCGUUGCAAAGGGCGGAGGGAGGAAAAGGAAAGGGAAGGCAGUUCUUAAAGGGGCCGCAGCCAUUUUUUUAAGGCCUCUUUUUCCUUUCUCCAAUUUUAGAAGUGUGAGCGCAGAAGACUAGGCUCUUGGAAGCUGAGCAGAACUGGAGCAGGAGGGACCACAGCUGGAGGCUGCAGCGCCUCCGGGGUGGGUGGAAACGAGGGUCUGCCUUUAGGAAGGGCUGGGCGUGCAAGACCCCUGGGUCCUGCGCACAUCUGGGGCGGUGUAUGCUCCCGCUAGCAGCGAGCUUUAACAUCAGGGACCGGGCAGGGACUGUGGGGUGUUGGGCGCUGUUGGCGUGGCCGAUGCGCCAGGGCGGAGUGUGACGCCGCGCGGCGGGGCUGAGACAGAGCUGGCACUUCCGGAUCCCACCCGUGGCGGUAAGGGCACCGCCGCGAUGCCAAGCGAAAAUAUCUUCCUGUUUGUGCCUAAUCUAAUUGGUUAUGCCCGGAUUGUCUUCGCCAUCAUUUCUUUCUACUUCAUGCCCUGCUGCCCCCUCACGGCCUCCUCCUUCUACCUGCUCAGCGGACUUCUGGACGCUUUCGAUGGACACGCUGCUCGAAUCCUUAAUCAAGGGACCCGGUUUGGGGCCAUGCUGGACAUGCUGACUGACCGCUGCUCCACCAUGUGUCUGCUGGUCAACCUGGCGCUGCUGUACCCUCGUGCCACCCUUCUCUUCCAGCUCAGCAUGAGCUUGGAUGUGGCCAGCCACUGGCUGCACCUCCACAGUUCUGUGGUCCGAGGCAGUGAAAGUCACAAGACGAUCGACCUAUCUGGAAAUCCAGUGCUUCGCAUCUACUAUACCUCCAGACCUGCUCUGUUCACCAUGUGUGCUGGAAAUGAGCUCUUCUACUGCCUCCUCUACCUGUUCAAUUUCUCCGAGGGACCUUUAGUUGGCUCUGUGGGUCUUUUCCGAAUGGGACUGUGGAUCACCGCCCCUGUCGCCUUGCUCAAGUCCCUCAUCAGUGUCAUCCACUUGAUCACAGCCGCCCGCAACAUGGCUGCCCUGGAUGCAGCAGAUCGUGCCAAGAAGAAGUGACCCUGGACCUUGCAGCCUCUGGCUUGGGAGUCUCACUGUGCCACACAGCUCCCCUCUCCCUCCUAGGAGGUCCAGGCUUGUGUCUUCCUAAUGGCCAACCCUCUGGGAAGGGGUUCAGGCUCUUUAGUGAUGUCACGUUGUCCGUAAUCCUGAAGGCCGGUUCUACCCCUGGACUCCAGAUCAGGAAGGACGCUCAGGAGCUCCCACCCACGUGGGCAGUGCUUCUGGGGGCACCAAGAGGCUUCCCCGAGGACUGGGUAUUUUCAUAGCUGCUGGCUUAGCCUUGGGACCUGGCUUGGCCUGGAGACUUUAGGGACACUUGCAGGAGGGAGAUGGGAUAAGGGCCAGGUUUCCCAAAAGGCAGGGAAUCAGACCUCUGUCCCUGGCCAGAGGAAGCCUGCGGGUACUGUGGCUGGGAGACAAGGAGCCAUCUGGAUUCUUCUCCAUUGCAGUGUCCUCUGUCAGGUCUGUCCUAGCUCCAAAAGCCUGAAUAAUAAAGGUAGGGGCUUCACUGUCCUGGAUUUGUUUUCCUUUGAAAUAGUCUUGGACUGGGGCCUGGGUUGAGGGGAGCUUGGGGAAGAAGGGGAUCCAUCUGGCUGCUUCUCCCUCGGUUGUUUACUGCCUAGCUUUUCAUCAUUGCACAGAGACCUCAGACAGAGACGCUCCCUGCCGCCCAAGGCAUGCCAUGUCCACUUGCCCGCCUGCUUUAUUUCCUUUACCAUGCUGUCCCUAGCUGUCUACAUUUAUUUGUAUGCCUGAUACUCUCUGACCCUACUGGAAUGUAAACUCCAUGAGGGCACUGACUUUUCUUGUUCCUUCUCUGUCCCUACAAUGAGGAUUAACCUUAACCCGGCAUAUCAUAGCUGCUUAAUAAAUACUCACAGGUAGGUCAAUUGGUUUCUCAAGAGUGCAGUCCUUACAUUACCUGUGGGAUACCUUUUUAAAAUCCAGCUUCUAGGGCCUGCACCAGAGUUGGAAUCUCUAGGGAUGGGCCCAGAAAUCUGCAAUUUUAAUAAAUUCCAGGUGAUUGAUUUUUCUUCCCAAGAA
Molecule: messenger RNA, 2227 nt
Organism: Pteronotus mesoamericanus
Lineage: Eukaryota; Metazoa; Chordata; Mammalia; Chiroptera; Mormoopidae
Gene: CDIPT
Product: CDP-diacylglycerol--inositol 3-phosphatidyltransferase
Exons: 6
Coding region: 539-1180 (213 amino acids)
Biological process (GO): phosphatidylinositol biosynthetic process
Cellular component (GO): membrane; Golgi apparatus
Molecular function (GO): CDP-diacylglycerol-inositol 3-phosphatidyltransferase activity
Source: RefSeq, a predicted model, not a curated record